AUGGAUACACUUAAGAAAUUAAAGGAAAAGAAAUUGCUUAAUAAAAAUUUUAAUAGAAAAAUAUUUGGGCCAAAUAAUUCACCAAUAUAUUAUUCUCCGCCUUCGUCUCCAUAUUUUUCAAUCCCUCAACUCCCAAUAUUCCUUUACAUCCUCCUCCUCAAUUACAUUCAUAUUUAAUUCCUCCACAUCCAGUUCCUCCACAAUUGCCACCACAACCAGCCCUUUAUAUACUUCCAAUCCCACCAUCUCCUCCUCAUCUCCCAAAUUCUUAAAUAAUCCCUCCUCCACCACCACCUAUUUUAUGAAUUUAAAUGAUACUUGUGUUAUCGUUCAACUUUUUUUGUGGAGCUUUUUAAUUAUUUUAUUUUU
Messenger RNA from Meloidogyne enterolobii, 369 nucleotides. The record is from the annotation of a GenBank genome assembly. Lineage: Eukaryota; Metazoa; Nematoda; Chromadorea; Rhabditida; Meloidogynidae.